UUGCCUUUUGCUCAUUCCUAUUUCGAAAAGCGACAAGCGACGUGUGCGGAACGGAACGCGUUGCGCAGCGGUGAUUUCGAUCUUGCUUUGGAUCGAUUUUUGUUUUUUUUUUUCCCCCCCUCGUGCGUUCUGUGUCUUUGCUUUAUUUAUUAUUACUGAGACUUUCGUGUGGUCCCGCGUUGUUUUUUGUUGCUUGUUCUGGCCGUCUUAUCGAUAGACAACGAUCUAAUAAAAGGAAAACAAAAAACAAAUCAAAUCGAAUCAAAAUAAAAAAUCAAAAAUCAACGCUGCUCGGCUUUGUGCAGCCAUGGCUCAAUGCUGCGGGAGCUCCUCGCCUUGCAGCAUCUCCAGUUCAGCUCCCAGCAAUGCAGCAGCGCCAGCACCAGCACCAGCCCCAGCCCCAGCCCCAGUCCCGAACCAGAUGACGGGUCAAUCGCUCUUGUUGUCAGCAGCAGGAACCACCACAACAUCAGCAGAAGCACCAGUACCUGGAGCCCCUGCGUAUCUUCCACAACAACAACAACAGAAGCAACAAUUGACAGACACAGAAACAACUUCUAACCAAACACUUUCAGCCAGCGAGAAGAACAUCAGCGGCAGCAGCAGAAGCAGCAGCAGCGGAAGCCGCCAUAUAAGCUUUGAAAGUAGCCAGAAAAACGAUAGGGAAGAAGAGAGCAGCACCGGAGACGGACACGGAGACGGAGACGACGGACACGGAGACGUGAUCAACGACGACGAGGACGUUGUAGGAACAUUGCCAUUGUCAUUGCCAUUGCUUUCCAUUAAGAAGAAAAAUACCCUCCUAUCCCGCUCUUCCUGCGCACCACGCUCCUCCUCAUACUCGGAUCUGUGCAGCUGCCGAAACUGUGAAUCAAGCGCCUCGUCAUCAUCAGCCUCGUCCACAUCCUCCUCAUCAUCCACGUCCCAGGAGUCGGGCGCAGCGGCAGGCAUCCCACGAUCCGCCGUUACCAAGCAGCUUGUACGCUCCGUGACCGCCACCAGCAUCAUGGACAUGCCCUACAACACAUCGCCCUCGCUACGCGUGCGCACCACCUCACUGAAUCAGCUGAAAAAGACCGCCGACCUGGCGAUAGAGAACGAGCUCCAUGUGUGCCCCUCGGUGAUGUCCGAGGAGCUGCGCAAGCUCCUGCCACCCACAUCGGAGACGGUGAUGACGAAGCCCUUCCCCAUCCGCGGCGAGCGGACAAUCGCUGACUGCACCACCCCGCACGUUAUAGCGAUGGUGGGCCUGCCGGCCAGGGGCAAGACCUUCAUCUCGAAGAAGCUGGCGCGCUACCUCAACUGGAUUGGGAUCGCGACGCGCGUGUUCAACCUGGGCGAGUACCGUCGGCACGCCACCACGGCCUACAAGUCGCACGAGUUCUUCCGCGCCGACAACGAGGUGGCGAUGGCCAUCAGGAACAGGUGUGCCAACCAGGCGCUGCACGACUCGUGCGAGUGGCUGCUGAGCGGCCAGGGCAGCAUUGCCGUGUUCGAUGCCACCAACUCGACCCGGGACCGGCGACAGCUCAUCUACGAUAUCGUGGUGAAGCAGCACGGCUUCCGUCUGUUCUUCGUGGAGUCGAUCUGCAACGAUCCGCAGAUCAUAGAACAGAACAUUCUGGAGGUGAAGGUGAGCUCGCCGGACUACCUGAACAUGAACACGGAGCUGGUGGUGCGGGACUUCCUGCAGCGCAUCGAGCACUACGAGGAGCGCUACCAGCCGAUCGACGAGGUCACCGAGUCGCAUCUCAGCUUCAUGAAGGUCUACAACGCUGGCAAGAAGGUGGUUGUCUACAACAACGAGGGUCACGUGGAGUCGCGCAUCGUCUACUAUCUGAUGAACAUACACAUCACGCCGCGCACCAUCUAUCUGACACGGCAUGGCGAGAGCGAGCACAACCUGAGCGGGCUCAUUGGCGGCGACUCGAAUCUGAGCGCCCGCGGCCAUCAGUACGGCCGGGCCCUGUCCGCCUUCAUUGCGCAGCAGCAGAUCGACGGGCUGCGUGUGUGGACCUCGUGGAUGAAGCGAGCCAUCCAGACAGUGGCCGACGUGAAGGCGCCCCAAGAGCGCUGGAAGGCGCUCAACGAGAUCGAUGCCGGCCACUGCGAGGAGAUGACCUACGAGCAGAUCAAGGAGCGCUUCCCCGAGGAGUUCAAGGCACGCGAUGUCAACAAGUUCGCGUAUCGCUAUCCGCGCGGCGAGAGCUACGAGGAUCUGGUGGCGCGCCUGGAGCCCGUCAUCAUGGAGCUGGAGAGGCAGGGGAAUGUCCUGGUCGUGUCCCACCAGGCGGUUCUGCGCUGCCUCUUCGCCUACUUCCUGGACAAGUCCGCCGAUGAGCUGCCCUACCUGUAUGUGCCCCUGCACACCGUCAUCAAGCUCACCCCCGUGGCCUACGGCUGCAAGGUGGAGCACAUCAAGCUGCCCAUCGACGCGGUGGACACGCACCGUCCCAAGCCCAAGAUACCCGGCGACGUGAGCGAGCCCGGGCUCGACGGUCUCAGCGGUGAGCUGGUGGCGCCCGAUGGCGUUGGCAAGGUGCUCAUUGUGGGCGAUGAUGUGGCAACGGCAACGAAUGGUAAUGGCGGACGCGUCGAUGCCCAAGCCCACCAAUGACGGCGGUGGCUGCACUUGUUGCGUCCCUCGAAAUCCAAGACACUCUAGGCUCAGUCAUUCGUCGUGGCAUGCCUCCCCCCCCUCCCCACGCACAAGCUCUUCAUCGCAUAACCACAACACACAAACGGACAUGAACACGGUGCCCCAGCGGUGCCAGCGGUGCCAGCGGCGCCAAGGGUCGCUAUUACUUAAACAUUCUGUCGACCGACAGCGGUGUAUACGUGUCGCCAUCCAUGUCUCCGAGUGGAUCGUUGUUUUUAAAGAUAUGUACGUAGGUUUAAGGCUCUGAGCUCUCUUUUUGUUUUCGUUUUGUUCACCUAUUCGAUGUCUCUGACUGCACACAACUGUUUUAUUCACUCCCGUAAACCUGGAAACCCGUAGACCCGGAAUUAUAAACUAAAUUGAUACGAAGCCUUAAAGGGAGCGAUCUAGGUACUAAGUUGAUUGUGAACUACGACCCACACUAUUCUAGCUUCAUAUGUACGAACAUAUGGACAUGUAUAUAAAUAUAUAUGUAUAUUUACUGUGCGCAUAAAUGAGUCUUAUACUUAAACUACUACUUAAACUACUACUUAUACUACUACUACUACUGCAAGGGUGCUACCCUUGUAUCUGGGUGUCUAUUUUUGUAUACAAUACUUUUUCCAUGUCUUGCUUUGGUAGGUUCUCCUGUUAUCCGGCACUUAUAGGCUAGCCUAUGGUACGAUAUACUUAAUCUACAGCCACCCCCUCUAUGUUUGCUUCAUUUGCCUACAUGUGUGUGUAUGUGCGCUUGAUAUAUCAUAACGAGAUCUAACAAAUAAAUAACGAUUUAUCAAACAAACA
Messenger RNA from Drosophila pseudoobscura, 3442 nucleotides. RefSeq names its product 6-phosphofructo-2-kinase/fructose-2,6-biphosphatase (gene Pfrx). The transcript has 2 exons. Gene Ontology annotation, molecular function: 6-phosphofructo-2-kinase activity; ATP binding; fructose-2,6-bisphosphate 2-phosphatase activity. Gene Ontology annotation, cellular component: cytosol. The record is from RefSeq and is a predicted model, not a curated record. Gene Ontology annotation, biological process: fructose 2,6-bisphosphate metabolic process; fructose metabolic process. Bases 308 to 2617 code for a protein of 769 amino acids. Lineage: Eukaryota; Metazoa; Arthropoda; Insecta; Diptera; Drosophilidae.